CGUCCCUCCACUGCCUCCAGAAUGGCCUGACGAGACACAGACGACUCCUCUACUAACCACAAGACACAUACAGCAAACAUCGAAAAACAACAUGUCGUCCACGGCACUGGCGACGACGUCUACUGCUACCUCGACCUCGCGCACCGCAGCAGGGACAUCCUCACCACUGCCACUGCGCAAAGAUGCCACGCAGACACCCCGAACACCCCAGCGACAGACGGGACAGUGGACGCAUCCACGCAUGGACGAAGUCAUCCGCCGACGCAACGCGACCAAUUUCGACAGCAGCAAUGUCACCACCAUCCUGCUCAGUGCCGGCUUGAUUGUCCUCUCCCUCUUCACGCCCACGGUGCUCUACCAUACAAUCCCUACCCCAUGGCUCGCAGCAGCCUACCCAUACCCGCGCUACGCCGUCUGGACCUUCCAAACCCUCAUGCUCCUCAACAUCCUCAUCGCCACACUCCCCCUCUGGCGGAAACCAGACUCCUGUGAAGACGUUCCUCUCACACCCCAGCAACGCAAACUCCUCGGUCUACCACCCAUGACCCGUCCUGCAACGCCUUCAGAGCAAGCACAAUACGUUACACCACCGCGAUUCUCACGCUCAGCAACACCGACGAGUCGAACGAGCAGUCUGAAUGCGACGAGAGGUGGCUCAUCUCCGCUAUCAGGACGAGGGACACCAAUUGAUGCGAAUGGGAGUUUUCGAAUGACCAACUCGGCGACACUCUCACCAUGGGGUUCACCAGCACAAGGGAAUCAGUUGAGGCGGACGGAGAGUGGGAGCUCGUUCCUGGGAGGUGAUUACAGUGAUGGGAGCGAGAGGAGGAGAUUGAGCUAUACGGCUUUGAGCAAUAACAGCACGGGGCUGGACAUCAGUGGCUUUGAGUCGCUUGGGAGAUUGGAGACGCCAACGAAGGAGAAGAAGGCGAGCGUGGGGUUGAACAAUAAAUGGUUGUACGAGAGAGGUCGUGGGAGUCCGGGCAGUGGGAGGGGUUUGAAGUCGAGUCUGCCAGCGGGAAGUAUGUGGUGACACCCCCACACACUUAAUUACACCGCUAGAUACAGAAUGGAGGUCAGAGGCUCCGUUGCACGAUAUAUACCAACAGAAGCAGGAUGCAAUGACUGAGACACGUGCUCGUACUGUCCACAGAGCUUGAUUAAGUUAUGCACGAGGAACUGCAAAGGCAAAGCUCGGUGAGUGCUUCCACCCUCGACUACCUACAUGUGCUUCCUUUGCUCGCAGGCUUGUCUCCUUUGCAUCCGACAAGAUUGGAGGCAUCGCAGCGAGGACACCAAAACGCAAAGGUGGUGACACCAAUCUCAAAAUCUGCGGUGUGGCCUCGAUAGUACUAUCGGUAUCACGGAAAGACUUGCCCCCAAGUUGGAAUCUCCGGAAAGCUUUGGUGGAGGAGCCGACUACUGUUGCCGCACAUGGACCUAGCAACAAUGUACAUGUAUGAGCAAGUCAGCAGGAGAAUUCCCACCGUAUCGUGCUGGCCAAGCCUGGGAACACUGCGGAAGAUCUGCUCCAUCCGCAAUUCACUUGUCCGCCCACAAUAUCGGCUUUCCGAAACCGUUCGAGGCUUCCACCACAACGAGCCGUCUCCACAGCUAGUUUCGCGCGGGCGGUCAUGAAAACACAGCUUACUUCUCU
Sphaerulina musiva SO2202 is the source of this 1657-nucleotide messenger RNA. RefSeq lists its product as uncharacterized. The transcript is spliced from 2 exons. The record is from RefSeq and is a predicted model, not a curated record. Gene Ontology annotation, biological process: protein import into nucleus; spindle pole body duplication. Gene Ontology annotation, cellular component: nuclear pore transmembrane ring; nuclear outer membrane. NCBI's taxonomy places the organism in Eukaryota, Fungi, Ascomycota, Dothideomycetes, Mycosphaerellales, Mycosphaerellaceae. Bases 92 to 1033 code for a protein of 313 amino acids.